CCCAAAGAUUUAUAAAUUUAUUAGAGAGGGAGACCUCAUACCAGUCUCUCUCUCUCUCUCCUCUCUCUCUGUCUUUCUCUUCGCCUUCGAACGAUCGUCAAAAGGAAAGGAAUAGACACGAACAAUUGCAACAAUCAAUCGACAGUGGCCUUUUGGGUUUUGGAUUUUGAUGUGUAGGUUUCAGUUGAUCAUACGAUCAGGGUUGCACUUGUUGCAGUCUCGUCUGUCCAACCAUUUCCAGCACUAGUGAAGCACCUUCUUCACCGAUCAGUAGGUUAAAUUCAGUGGAACUGAAUCUCCGAAACAAAAUCGAUGGAAGACAGACGAUCAAAAUCAUCAUCAUCAUCUGGGUCAUCCACUUUGUCUCCAUUAGCUCCACCCUUUACAAUCAAUUUCUCCAAUCGCCAAAAACUCUCAGUUUUUGACCCAUCAAUCGAACCGCCUUAUCCCUACUACGCCUUUACUUCUUCACCCUUCCCUCAACCCUCAACACCCAAUCUUCUUAGUUCAGGAGGAGUCUCCUUUGGUCUCUACAAUGGCGAUUCCUACCAACCAGAGGGUGCUUUAGCCGUUAAUGGUGUUGCUGAAGCAGAUUGGUUCUGUUCACAGAGCCACCCUUUUCAGGGUAUUGGUUCUUUAGAUGAUUGUGCUCCAAUUGAUUCUGUAGUUGUGUCUACGGAAGCCCAUUGUGCUCAGGGGACAACUAAUGGCUACGGGCAGCAGCCGGAAUUAAGAGGGCACUUCUUGCUGGAAAAAGGGAACAGUGGUUGUGGCGUUCGCUUGCCAGAACAAGGGUAUUCCACUGCUGAAGGUUUGAAAACAUGGGGUGGAAAUUCAAGUUUGAGUGGAAACGUAAUUGGAUCAGGAGGCACAACACAGGUAACCACCAAAUUUUUCUUAUUUCCACCGGAAAUUUCUAGUGUCAGCCCCACUAAGUUUUCGGCGACAUCCAUUGAAGUGUUCAAAGAAGUUCCUCGACUUCAGAAACAAUAUUCAGGGCCAGUUAUAAAUUCCUGGAAGCAUUGUGAUUCAGCACUGAAACCACUUAUAUCAAAGAAUGAGAAUUGUGGUGGCAGAUUUGCAGACAGCAACAAUAAUAGUAUUGGUCAUAUACCGUCUAGCAUAAAGGGAACUAAUGUCUUUCUUAAUGUUGAUGAUACUUCAAUUGACAAAGGCAAUGAAAUAAAAAAUUGCACCUCUGCGGAAUCGUGCUCGGCAUAUAAAUACAAGUCCUCAAGUAGCAAGCCUGUCUCUUAUGAUUCUAUGGAUCCUUUAUGCAAAGAAAAAUUUGAACUGCAAGUUACUCAUUCUAAGCUUUCUGAUGAUAUCAUUUUGGAACCUUUUAAUGCCAAAACAGGUCUUCAAGUUAAAGUAUCUUCUGAAAUGUUUGACAAGUCUGACUCUGAAGUGGAUUCACCCUGUUGGAAAGGAACCCUGGCUUUCCGUAAUUCGCCAUUCAAAAAUUCUGGGACUCUAAACUCUCAACAUUUUAAAAAUGGUCUGGAAGAAGGAUGUAGUAGUUUGAAUCCUCUAGUGCCUCAGUUUUAUCCUUGUAACGAACGGGAAAGUGGUGAUUGUUGUGAAGAUAAAUGUUUCAGAGAUGAUUUGUCAUCUUCUAGUAUGGAUUCUGCAGUUGUUAAUUUAUCUUCAAGGGAACACCAAUUAGCAGAUGCUGUUAAAGCAGGAUUAUGUUCUCCAAAAGCAGGCAGUGAGAUCGGACCUCAAAUUUUUAGUAACAUCCCUGUGACGAGAAAAGAACCUGCCCUGCUCAAGGAAUUAAAUUGUAGUUCUGAGAAGGUUUCUCAUUUGGCUCAACAGAGUCUCUUAGGCGAUUACUUGAUCUCUGAAGAGAAGCCUGUGGCUGGGGCUAAUGUUGCAGGCUUUGUGAAGGAUGUCAGAGAUGCAUCACAAAAUGAUUUAUCUUGUGUGCCUUCCCUUGUAAUAGGUCAUGUAUCAAGUUCACCUCCAUAUGGAAUUAAAGUUUCUACUGAACUUACUGAAACACUUGCGGGUGCUUCCAACUCUUUGUCUACACCUCCAAAAUUAGAUGCUCAAACAAUUGUUAAUGCAAUACAUAAUUUGUCAGAAAUUCUUGUACAAAACUGCUCAAAUGACGUGUAUUCAUUAAUGGAGCAUGAAAAUAAUACUCUCCAGCAAGUAAUCAACAAUCUUUAUGUCUGUUUUAAGAAGAGUGUUGGACGGAGGACUCCAAUGCCUGAAUCAUCCCAUCCAGUAACUUCUUACUGGCCUAAGAAGUCAACCGAUCUCCUUGAGGUGCUUAAAGAGGUUGGUAGUGCUCCACACCAGCAUAAAAUCAGAAUGGCAAAUUUGAAGCGAAAUGGUUGUUUUACUGUGUUGAGUGGGGAAGAUUAUAGAGUUCAAGAUUAUUCUUCCCCAAGCAGUGAUUCAGGCAUUGGGAAGGGUAAUAAGAUUACACUGCAGGUCAUGAGUAAAAAGGUUCUGAGGGAAAACCACCACGUUGAAUGAGAAGUACAUCCAAAAUUUAUGGCUAAAGGCUGAAGCAGCUGUAUGUUUUAUGAAAUGCCGAGCUUGUGUUGUUCACAUGAAAACUUCGAUGGGUGAGUGGGAGUACUUAACGUGAACCCUUAAUGUCUGUCCCUUGGUGUAAGCUGAUUAUUUCCAAUUGCCAUUUUGUGUUGGGAAAGGUUUGUAAGGUAAAUAACCGUCGAUCAUUAUGUCUAUACUAAUCUUAGCAUGUAUUAUUCUUAGAAAAUGCUUCAUAUACCUGCAACCAAAUGUUUACGAACAAAUGUAAGUCACACUAGAAAUUUCAUGGUUCUA
Messenger RNA from Cornus florida, 2802 nucleotides. RefSeq lists its product as uncharacterized. Lineage: Eukaryota; Viridiplantae; Streptophyta; Magnoliopsida; Cornales; Cornaceae. The record is from RefSeq and is a predicted model, not a curated record. Bases 313 to 2487 code for a protein of 724 amino acids. The transcript has 5 exons.